AUGGAAGAUGAGGAUAUGAUUGACCGAAGGCGGAAGAGACUGGACAAAGUCGAAGGUGAUACCUGUUUCCUUAAUGAGAAGAUGAAUGUAUUUGAUACCGAACUGAAGGGACUGUCUAAAAUAGAACGUGCAAAUGCCUGCAACUCAGUCAUAAAACAGCCGAUGAAGAAGGAAUUUACUCUUGAGUUUUCACGUGACAGAAAAUCAAAGUCUGUCUAUUGUACACCAAACAAACCAAGCCGGACAUCCAUGAGCAAAAUGUUUGUGAAGGAUGCUCCUGAAGGUGUCAUCGACAGGUGUACCCACAUCCGAGUGGGAAGUGCCAAGGUCCCCAUGACUCCUGGUGUCAAACAGAAGAUUAUGUCUGUCAUUCGGGAGUGGGGCAGUGGGAGUGACAUGCUAUGGUGCCUGGCUCUGGCCACUCACGACAACCCGCCGAGGAGAGAGGAGAUGCACCUAGAAGAUUCGGCCAACUUCAUCAAGUAUGAGACCAAUCUGACUUUCGCUGGCUGUGUGGGCAUGCUGGACCCUCCCAGGAUUGAAGUGGCCUCUUCUGUGAAGCUGUGCUGGCAAGCAGGCAUCCAUGUCAUCAUGAUCACUGGGGACAACAAGGGAACUGUUGUGGCCAUCUCUCACCACAUUGGCAUCUUUGGGCAGGAUGAGGAUGUGACAUCAAAGGCUUUUACAGGACGGGAGUUCGAUGAGCUCAGCCCCUCAGCCCAGAGAGAUGCCUGCUUGAAUGCCCGCUGUUUUGCUCGAGUUGAACCUUCCCACAAGUCUAAGAUCGUUGAGUUCCUCCAGUCCUUUGAUGAGAUCACAGCUAUGACUGGUGAUGGUGUGAAUGAUGCCCCUGCUCUGAAGAAAUCUGAAAUUGGCAUCGCUAUGGGUUCAGGUGCUGCAGUGGCCAAGACUGCCUCUGAGAUGGUCCUGGCAGAUGACAAUUUCUCCACUAUCGUGGCUGCUGUUGAGGAGGGUCAAGCCAUCUACAACAACAUGAAGUAGUUCAUCCGAUACCUCAUCUAGUCCAAUGUGGGGGAAGUGGUCUGUAUUUUCCUGAUGGCGGCCCUUGGGGUCCCUGAGGCUUUGAUUCCUGUCCAGCUGCUCUGGGUCAAUCUGCCUGCCACUGCGCUGGGGUUCAACCCUCCAGACCUGGACAUCAUGAACAAAUCGGCCCAUGUUGGGUGCCAGAUAUUGAUAAAUGCGAACUUGGCAGGCCCCAUUCAGUGCCGAGCUGCAGCUGCUCUCCAUGACCCCUUUAUGCUUUCAAAACAAGCUGUGGGAGACUCUCACACACUACCCAGUGCAGCUUCCAGCACAAGGUACAUCCUUGCCCCUCCACCACGGUUUCUCUGUGCUGACCUCAAGGAAAUACUUCAUGGAAGAUUUGGCCUCACUGAUGCUGGGAACCCCACAAGACACCGAUGCUUGGAGUGGCCGCGUCAGAGAGCCCAGAUCUUGCCUGCUGUGCUCCCUGAUGUCUGCUGCUUGUUACCCACGCCUCCUUGUGCAGCUGCAGCCCUGCCUGGAGUGCUGGAGUACUUCAUUUUCAGUCCUCAGCCCCAGGAGCAGAGAAAUAAGAGCCCAUCCCCUGCACCUGCUCAUGGGGUCGUGUCCGGGCCUGGCAGGUGA
This is a messenger RNA of Peromyscus leucopus (white-footed mouse), 1629 nucleotides long. Its product is annotated as sarcoplasmic/endoplasmic reticulum calcium ATPase 2-like. The transcript is spliced from 5 exons. Gene Ontology annotation, cellular component: membrane. NCBI's taxonomy places the organism in Eukaryota, Metazoa, Chordata, Mammalia, Rodentia, Cricetidae. Gene Ontology annotation, biological process: intracellular calcium ion homeostasis; regulation of cardiac muscle contraction by calcium ion signaling; calcium ion transmembrane transport. The record is from RefSeq and is a predicted model, not a curated record. Gene Ontology annotation, molecular function: ATP hydrolysis activity; P-type calcium transporter activity involved in regulation of cardiac muscle cell membrane potential; ATP binding.